Diorhabda carinulata is the source of this 779-nucleotide messenger RNA. RefSeq names its product cuticle protein 8-like. Lineage: Eukaryota; Metazoa; Arthropoda; Insecta; Coleoptera; Chrysomelidae. Bases 10 to 738 code for a protein of 242 amino acids. The transcript is spliced from 2 exons. Gene Ontology annotation, cellular component: extracellular matrix. The record is from RefSeq and is a predicted model, not a curated record.
ACGUACAGCAUGACAUUCACAAUAGUAGUAUUCGCAGCUUUGGUGGCAGUAGGCCAAGCUGGCAAUUUGGGUCUAGGAUAUCAUGCUCCAGCUCUUAUAGCUCACGGAUCCCACGAUGCCAUAUCUAGUUACUCCACCGUCCAACAUCAUGCCCCAGCUGUACAUUCUUACGCUGCUGCGGCUCCAGUAGUUUACACAGCUCCAGUUGCCUACACUGCUCCAGUAGCUAAAACUGUAAUCGCGGAGCCCUCUGCACCUGCUCAUUAUGAUUUUGGAUACAGCGUAAGUGAUCCUCACACCGGAGAUGCCAAAAGUCAGCACGAAUCCCGUCGUGGGGACGUUGUUCAUGGUAGCUACUCUCUCCUGGAAUCUGAUGGUACUAAACGUACUGUAGAUUAUACAGCAGAUGCUCACAAUGGAUUUAAUGCCGUAGUACACAAAGAGCCCGCUGCCGUGCAUUCUGUAGUUCCUGUUGCUACCAAAAUCGUUGCACCAGUUGCUUAUGCUGCUCCAGUAGUUCAUUCUGCUCCAUUGACAGUAGCCAAAUUAGCUGCUCCGGUUACUUACACUGCUACUUUAGCUCAUUCUUCACCAUUGGCAGCUGCUGUUCCUUUGAACGUUGCUCACGCUGGUUCUCUUGCUAACGUAUACAGCAGCUCAGUUGCUCACGGUUAUGCUGCUCCAUGGGCUCACGGUUAUGCAUCUCAUGCUCCAGUACUUUCACAUAAAGUUUGGUAAUUGAGUCAACUAAAUUUUGUAUGUGAUUUAUUUAUGAAUAA